AUGAAUCAAUAUAGCAUAUUCACAACAUAUUAUAAUCUGGUAAAGUUGAAAAGAACUGGAAGUAACUCUACUAAAAAUGUUCUGGUCGUCCCAAAAAUCAUCUUGGAGGGUUUAAAGAUUUGGAAAUCUUCUAGAAAAUUGGCAUCCAAAUUAUCGUUAAAAG
Funneliformis geosporum is the source of this 163-nucleotide messenger RNA. The record is from the annotation of a GenBank genome assembly. Lineage: Eukaryota; Fungi; Glomeromycota; Glomeromycetes; Glomerales; Glomeraceae.